AUGCGCACAACAGAAAAUAUGCCCGGCUGUGGCGCCGCGCCUGGAGAUGCUGCGACCGGUCGUGCUUUGGCGCCUAAGCCCGAGGCUUGGGGGCCCGGCGGUCUCUGCCGGGAGCUGUGGUCGCAGGGCGGUAGCGUCCAGUGUCCCUCCUUCGGGCAGCACCUCGCCCAGAGCCCUAAACAUCUUCGACAGGGAAUUGAAGAGGAAGCAGAAAAAUUGGGCAGCCCGGCAGCCUGAGCCUAGGAAAUUUGACUACCUGAAGGAGGAGGUUGGAAGUCGGAUUGCAGACCGUGUGUAUGACAUAGCCAGAGAUUUCCCUCUUGCGCUGGAUGUGGGAUGUGGAAGAGGCUACAUAGCACAACAUUUGAAUAAGGAGACCGUGGGAAAGAUUUUUCAAACAGACAUUGCAGAACAUGCUUUGAAAAAUUCCUUAGAAACAGAUAUUCCUACUGUGAAUAUUUUAGCUGAUGAAGAAUUCCUUCCCUUCCAAGAAAACACAUUUGACCUGGUGGUUAGCAGCUUAAGUUUGCACUGGGUGAAUGACCUUCCUAGAGCACUUGAACAGAUUCAUUAUGUCUUAAAACCAGAUGGGGUGUUUGUUGGUGCGAUGUUUGGAGGUGACACGCUCUAUGAACUUCGGUGUUCGUUACAGUUAGCAGAAACAGAAAGGGAAGGAGGAUUUUCCCCACACAUUUCUCCUUUCACUGCUGUCAGUGACCUAGGACAUCUGCUUGGGAGAGCUGGCUUCAAUACUCUGACCGUGGAUACUGAUGAAAUUCAAGUUAACUAUCCUGGAAUGUUUGAAUUGAUGGAAGAUUUAAAAGGUAUGGGUGAGAGCAACUGUUCUUGGAACAGAAAAGCUCUGCUGCACCGAGACACGAUGCUGGCAGCUGCAGCGGUUUACAGAGAAAUGUACAGAAAUGAAGAUGGUUCCAUACCUGCCACAUACCAGAUCUAUCACAUGAUAGGAUGGAAAUAUCAUGACUCUCAGGCAAGGCCAGCUGAAAGAGGUUCUGCAACUGUGUCAUUUGGAGAGCUAGCAAAACUAAAUGAUGUCAUGUCACAAGGAAAAAAACAAUAAAUAUUAUUUUAUUCAAUUGUAAUGAAUUCCAGAAUUUUCAUCAGAAAUGAGUAACUUUCACAUCUAAAUUAUUACAGUUUGAAGCAAGAAGCAACAUAUUAAGCUAUUUGCUAGCAAUCUAAUACUAAUCCAGGCUCAGUAACUGUUCCAGGUUCUCAUUGGUUCUAUUUAUGUAAGGAUACUGUUACCUAGUGAUUUGGGCAUCUUUGCAGAUUUAGCCUGAAAACAAAGGAAAUGUUUUCCUUGGGGGUGGGAGGAAGAACCAAAUAUGUGUGCAUGUGUAGAUGUAUGAUUUGGUAGGAAAACAUUGCUCACACUAGUGUUCUGUA
Peromyscus californicus insignis is the source of this 1410-nucleotide messenger RNA. It is a transcript of the gene Ndufaf5, whose product is annotated as NADH:ubiquinone oxidoreductase complex assembly factor 5. The transcript is spliced from 11 exons. The record is from RefSeq and is a predicted model, not a curated record. The coding region runs from base 47 to 1081 and encodes 344 amino acids. Gene Ontology annotation, molecular function: S-adenosylmethionine-dependent methyltransferase activity. Lineage: Eukaryota; Metazoa; Chordata; Mammalia; Rodentia; Cricetidae. Gene Ontology annotation, cellular component: mitochondrion. Gene Ontology annotation, biological process: mitochondrial respiratory chain complex I assembly.